CUACAAGACUUGAACCAAGAUUAAGAGAGUUUGUGUUUCAUUUAUAUGAAUCUGGAAAUCGAAAAGAAUCUGCUGAGGAAAUCUUCAAUAUACCAUACAACAUACCAUCAAUUCCACAACAAGAAGAUGGGAUUAAAUGUGGUUAUUACAUGUUGUUUUACAUGUUCAAAUUCCUCACUGCUUGUCCCUAUCAAUUUGACAUUUCUAAGGAUUACCCAGGAUUUAUGACUGAAGAUUGGUUUGAUAAGGAUGAAUUUCAAAAAUUUUAUGAAGACUUGACAUCAGAGAAAGAAAAGGAGUGUAGUUUAUCUGACACAACUACAGAUAAAAAGAAAGAUGGUGAAGGAAGUAGCAUUCAAAAAAUUGAGAAUGUGAAUAAUGAUAUGCUGCAAACAACGCCAUCAUAUGAUCUAUUCAGAUCUAAUGAUGCCCUGCCUCCACUGGUAUCAUACACCCCAGAAAGUUCACAAGAAGAGCAGAAAAUAACUCAAUGCAAUAAGCCAUCCCCUUUGCCAGCAAUUGAAGAAUCAAAGAUCGAGGGUGAUGUUGUCAAAAAGAAAAAGAGCAUCAAAUUUAAAAUCAAAUCAGGGGAACAAAGAAAAUCACCUAGGCUCAUUGAAGCAAAGAAAAAUCCUAAUGACUACAGCAAGGAUGAGACAAAAGUUGCUGCAGAAGAAGAUGAAAGAAAUUCUACAGAAGAAGAAGCUGAACCAGUCGUCAUUUCUGUAGUUGAUCAUAAUGAGGAUGAAGAAAAUCUGGAUAGCAAUAAUGAAGACAAGGCUGAUGAAGAUGAUUUUAUUGAAGAUGGUAAAAGCAAAAAAACAACUAAGCCUAAGAAAAAGAAGAGAAAAGCUUCAAGUCCGGUCAAAAUGAAAAGAGCCAAGAAACGAAAAAAUGUCAAAGAAGAAGAAGAAGAAACAGAAGAAGAGGAACCAACUGAGAACAUAAGAAAGCCUGAAACAGACAUGCCAAAUAAGAUAUUGUUACGUGCCUACCCGAAAACCUUCACUGAUGCUAUCCAGGCAUUGACAGAAGAUCAGAAAAAAUGGGUGACUGAAGCGGGAUUUGGCCCUCUCUUAUCAUUUGCAAUGAGAAAAGUUCCGCACUCAAUGUGUGUGAAUAUAAUUUGGUGGUAUGAUUUGACUGAGGAUGAGAUGAUCUUCAGUAAACAAAGGGUGAAGAUCACAGAGCAAGAUGUGGCUGAUACCCUUGGGCUGCCAAAAGGAGAGAAAGAAAUCUGUUUCAAAAAAGGCAAAGUUAAUAGAGACAAAUUCUCUAGAUGGAGGGCACAAUUUCCUGACAAAGAUGGAAAUAGAAUCACAGAGUUGACCGUGUAUGAGGCGAUAACAAGAUCUAGAGUGGUGGAUCUUCAUUUCAAACAAAACUUCAUGAUUCUAAUGAUGAAUCUGUUUGUAUACACAAACAACAGCUCUUUCGUUUGUCAAGAUGUUUUGGGAUUUGAAGACGAGUUUGAAAACGCAAGCCACUACAAUUGGUGCAAGCUUGUGGUUGAAUCUCUUCGAUCUACUCAUGAGGAAUGGUGGGAUGAUCCUCAGAAAAAGUACUACACUGGUUCACUAGUGUUCCUCCUUUUCUUCUACCUUGACCGAAGCGUCCAUACUGAAUACAGAGCAGAAAGGACAAGGCCUGUAUUCAUUGGUUGGAGGGAUUCACUGAUUGAGAAUAGAAACAGAAGUGAAUCCAUUGAUGGAACAUUUAUGAGAGGAGAAAUUGUUGGACCAUUGCACAAUCCAAACACUGGAGAGAGACAGAGUACUAGAAACGUAUCAGCUGAAGAACAUAGGCACCAGGAUGAAAAUCAUGAAAAUGAGGAGGCUGCAAUUUUGAAAUUGGGUAAAAACAAAGGAAAGUUACCAGCUGAAGAAUUUGUGGAUAUAUUUCAAGAAGGUGAGAAUUUUAAAACACCAAAAGAAACCUUAAGGGGAGUAGAAAUGAUUCCACAAGAUUUCAAGGAAGAUGAAACUUAUUCUGGAAUCAUGUCUGUGGCGAGAGAUAUUAAGUACACGUAUGAAGAUAAUGAAAUUAUCACUGAAGAGGAAAUGAUGUCACAAGUUGAUAAAGACAUCAAAGAAUUGGAAUUUGUGUAUGAGAAAUGCAAAAACAACUUGAAGCUGGCAAAUGACCUCUUCCCAAACCACCCUAGCUUGAAGCUGUAUGAAGACAGAUUUGCGAAAAUGUAUCAACCACAAAGUCAGGAAGAAGAAGAACAACAAAGAUUUGAAAGAGAAGGUGACACUGAAUAUAAUCCAGGAAGACUGAGGAGAGAGGUAAAGGUCGGAGACUCCAAAAAAUCACCAUUUCUUGAUCGCACAAUUGACUUCAACAAGCAAAAGAUUACAAAGGCAGAGGAGGAGGUGUGGAAUUGGAUCACAGUAGAUACAUCAGAUGCAACCCAAAUUAUUUUCUUCUGGGAGGAUGUAAUUUGCAUGAGCUACCAGAUUAAAACUUUUCAAUUCAAUGAAAAAAUAUCAACUGCUGUCAUGGAUGUAUAUGCGACAAUCCUGAAUGAAGAUGAAAAAUAUAGAUCCCCAGACUCGCCACACCGGUUCUUUUGCAACACUAGUAUCACGGGGAUGUCAUUGACAAAAAGGAACCAUGUUGAAACUCCUGAAGAGGCUAAAGCAAAGUAUAGAAGGUUUUGUUCAAGAUUAAAUAUAUGGCUUCUAAAACAUGAUACAAAAAUUGAUGAUAUCGAUCUGAUAUUUUUCCCAAUCCAUGAUGUAGACCACUAUUAUGUUGUCUGUUUCAACAUUAAAAAUCCAUCAGUAGAGAUCAUUGACAACAAUAGAAUUGCAGAUGGCACCAAUGCAGUCUAUGAUGGAUUACCGGAAUGCUUGCAACAACAUUUUGUGAGCUACUUGGAAACAAGCAGUCCGGCCAAGAGUAAACAGUUGGGCAGCGUUUCAAUUGUUCGACUAGAUAUGAAAUGGCGAACAAUGUAUAACAAGGUGGAUUCUGGAGUGUUUGCCAUUAACCAUAUGGAAACCUACAAAGGCAAUGGAUUGAGGAACUGGGAAUGCAAAUUUGCAUAUGAAAAGGGAGUUCAACAGAAAAAACAGCUGGAGAAGGCACGCCAGAUUUAUGCCUCAAAGAUUAUAUAUUCACCAAUAAAUCUGUACAAAAACAAAAUGGUGAAUGAGAUCAAGUCGUUGUGUCAACCAAGAUGAAUAGUAGUGGUCUUUGAAAGUACUUGUCUUAGAAAAUACUUGUCUUUGAAAAUGAUGUGAAUAGUGAGGUGAAGCAAGUACUUAUUUUUGAAAGUGAUGUGAAUACUCAUUGUUUGCUGUUAUAAUGGUAUGGAACAGUGUUUAGAGGCACAUAUUUAGAGUACAGCUUUAAAACUAUUUGCUGUUUGAAA
Daucus carota subsp. sativus is the source of this 3379-nucleotide messenger RNA. RefSeq lists its product as uncharacterized. The record is from RefSeq and is a predicted model, not a curated record. The transcript is spliced from 16 exons. The coding region runs from base 150 to 3188 and encodes 1012 amino acids. NCBI's taxonomy places the organism in Eukaryota, Viridiplantae, Streptophyta, Magnoliopsida, Apiales, Apiaceae.